This is a messenger RNA of Linum trigynum, 3849 nucleotides long. The record is from the annotation of a GenBank genome assembly. Lineage: Eukaryota; Viridiplantae; Streptophyta; Magnoliopsida; Malpighiales; Linaceae.
UACUUGUCUGAAACUUCCUACCAUUUCUAAAUCAAACACAUCCAUCACCUUCUCCCCAUAUUCUAAAACAAACACAUCCAUCAUGAGUUCCUUAGAUUACUCAUCUUCUGAUGGAGAAGAAGAGAUGGAAGAGUUGAAUAUGUUUCACUUUCACUGUUUGGCUUUAAUCGGGCGGAGGCUUGAUAAAGCUUCAUCCUCACGUCGUCGUUCAUCAAGUCGCACCUACAUUGAUCGUGAAAGGGAUGUCUCCGAUGUUUGACCGGAUCCUCCACGGAUCCUCCCAACAAGUACGAUUUAAGGUAAACGGUCAUACCUAUGAUUUGGCUAAUGGUAUUUAUCAUUCUUAGUUAACUUUACUGAAAACAUUCAUCAAUCCAAGCUCAAACAAAGAAGCCUUGUUUGCUCGAUGUCAAGUAGCACAUCGAAAAGACGUAGAGCAGGCUUUUGGAAUUCUUCAAGCUAGAUGGGUAAUCGUUCGUGGCCCUGCGAGAUCUUGGGAUGUUGCCACAAUUAAUGAUAUAAUGUUGAUAUGCAUUAUAUUGCACAACAUGAUAAUCGAGGAUGAGCAGAUUGAUUCUAACGAUGAGAUAGAAGAUAAUCUUGAUUAAGAGGUCCAUGACCAACAACCAACUAAUGUCGACAGAGAUAUUCCAACCCUAACUGAGUAUUUGGCUAGGAAUAAUAGGCUUCAUGCUGCAUCAACACAUCAUGGGCUUCGUCAGGACUUGGUCGAACACAUUUGGAACUUGCAUGGAAAUAAUUAGUCAUUGUUGUUGCCAAGGGGGGAGGCAGAGAAGAAAUUGGGGGGUCCUGAGACCCACCUUGGAUCUUGGCAAGAAGCUAAAAAAUAAGCAACCAUCAAAUGCUCGAGUGGGGGAUCAAACAUAGCAUCACCUGUCAGAGAGUUUCAGUCACUUACAGGUAGGCUACAACUCUUGUAAUUAUAUUUAACUUUACUUCACACUGUAUUAUGGUAUACGUGAACUAAUAUUAGACAAACAAGUAAAACAUACAUCUAAUUGUUUAUUCCUAAUUCACAAUCCCUAACUCACUUUCAGCUUCUCCUCCGAAACCAAACUCUGCCGCAAACUCUCACCCACCACCGUAAUUCGUUUCGAUUAACCUCCAAUUGUAGACGACCAUCUCCGUUGGUCUUCCAAUCCUAGUCUAUCUCGGAUUGAUCAUCUCUGCAGUACUUGGUUCCUCGCUAACCUUACUUUUUUAAAUUUUCAUUUCAGAACCAACUUAAACGAAAUCCUAGCUACGCCCAUGGUUGUUGCUUGGUAUUGAUGCUGGGAUGCUUUGUAAUUCAAUUAAAGUUGUAGCUGGUGACAAUUUGUUUUAUAAUUCAAGAAAGCAUUUUCAUUUCAAUAAUAUAUUUUCCAUUCUUAGUUCGGUCUAGUUUUUGUUUACACACAACUUCAAUAUGAUAAACAUAAAUUUUAAAUAAAAUGAAUUCAAUUUAAGUCAUCUUAUCAAAUAAAAUAAGACGACUUAACUAAGAAUCGAAAUGGCGGAUCCGCUAUCCCUCAAGAGGAGUUCGUCAAAGGGAUCCACUAUCACCCUAAUUGUUCGUCCUAUGUAUGGAACGUCUUGCCCACAGAAUCGAAAUGGCGGUUGCUAACAAGCAACGAAGACUUCUUUCUCUUACGUCUCAUGGCCUUAAACUCUCACAUUUUUUUUUUUUUUGCAGACGAUCUCAUCUUAUUUGCAGAAGCUGGAAGCAAACAAAUUGAUAUCAUGAGACAAUGUCUGGAGGACUUCUGUGAUAGCUCGGGUAAGAAAGUUAAUUUGAACAAAUCGGUUCUCUUUGUCUCACCCAACAUCAUAAGAGGAAAAGCUCAGAAUCUCAGCACCCGAGCCAAUAUUCCUCUCACUAUGGAUCUAGGAAGGUAUUUGGGUUUGAAUGCUAUCCACGGAAGGGUGACCAAAGCUCACUACAAGGAAUUAGUUCUGCACAUUGAAAAGAAGCUAGCUACCUGGAAAACUAACUGCCUCUCCUUGGCGUCACGGUUAACCAUGGACCAACAAGAAGUUUAUUUGGGGUGAAGAAGAGGGGAAUUCCAAACCUCACCCAAUAGCUUGGGAGCAGAUGACUAUGCCUAGAGCUCAAGGAGGAGGGGGAAUUCGCCCCACCCGUCUUGCUAACCAAGCGAUGUUGGCGAAAGGUAGCUGGAAGUUAAUAACAAGAGAUGACUCUCUCUGGACCAAGCUACUCCUUGACAAAUAUGGUGGAAACAAGGAGGGAAUCGGCAUACUUCAACAUUAAAAGGGAAGCUCUCUCGCCUGGAGAAGCUUUACUUCUACUGCCAAUGUGCUAAAGAAAGGUCUAGCCAUGAAUGUUAAAAAUUGAAAACGCACUAAUUUCUGGCUUGAUUCCUGGAUCAUGCAGGUCCCUCUCGCUAAGCUUGCUACAGCCAAAGUUCCGGAGGAGUAAAAGUUGUGUCGAGUUGUUGACGUGUGGGAUCUAGAUCGUGGCUGGAAGAUUGAAGAAUUUCAUCACCUCUUGCCGAACAAGAUCGUGGACAAAAUUAGAGCUGCUAUUGUUGACCCUCUCGCUGCUGAAGAAGAUCGUCUUUUUUGGAACCUUACGAAAAUGGACACUUUACAGUUAAGUCGACCUACAAAGUAACUCAACAGGCGUAGGUGCAGCACCCAAAUGUUGUUGGGAAGUGCAUCUGGAAACUUCAGGUUCCAGAGAGAGUUCGUGCUUUCAUUUGGAUGGCGGUGCAAGAUAAACUCACUACCAACAACAUCAGAAAGUUCUGACAUUUAGCUGACGAUGAUUCUUGCCCUGACUGCGUGGGUACUCCUGAAACAAAUCUUCAUUGUCUUCGUGACUGUAGGAAGGCAAAAGCAGUAUGGGACAAAACUCUUGAUCAUCAACGAAGGAGCUUGUUCAAUAGCAUGCCCCAUGAAGACUGGAUUAAAACCAAUCUCAUGGACGACUCUGGCGGCAAUUGGCUAGGGACAUGGAGUAGCUUUUUCAGUUUAAUUCUAUGGUAUUUAUGGAAGUGCAUAAAUGAAGGAAUCUUCAAAGGUAUCAAGUUAACGAAUUCUUACCUCCACCAUUACGUCAUCACUAAAGCAACAGAGUGGGCUAAAUCUUGGGAUUCGGCUAAGAAGAAGCUGGCCAGGGACACAAUUUACCACAGGGUGGAAAUGAUGGUUGGCUGGUCAAAGCCUCCUACUGGUUGGCAUAAGUUAAAUACUGAUGGAGCCGCACAGAGUAACCUGGGUUGUCUUUCAGCAAGAGGAGCACUUGGCGACCACAACGGUGAAUGGAUAAGUGGUUUUCUCAGCAAAAUUGGUUCGGGUUCAACUUUACUUGCUGAGUUAUGGGGUAUCCUGAAGGGUUUGGAACUUGCUUUGAAAAAAGGGUCACGCUUUCUUAUUCUGGAAUCAGACUCUCAACUAGCUCGUCAUUUGAUUGAAAAGAGAACUGACAAUGUUCAUCCCUAUGCUACGAUCCUAGGUACCAUUCACCUACUCUUGGCCAAUGAAUGGGUGGUUCGGUUAGUUCAUAUGUAUCGUGAAGGGAAUAGAGUCGCAGACUGGCUCUCGAAUCACAGUCUCGUCUAUUCCUUUGGUACGUAUGAAUUGGACGAUCCCCCAUUAGAACUCGAUAGGAUAUGUCGAGAAGAUAUUCUAGGGAUUAGUUUCCCUCAUCUUGUGCUUCAAGCUCGCUCACCAUGAACCCCCUGCUGAACUUCUUUGUCUGCCCGUCUCUAGUUUUUGUGUUUACCUCUAUUCAUGGAGUUGAGUUGGUAGCCUUUGUCCUUUUGUAAUCUGGCUUUUUGCCUCCCUCUAAUUAAAAAAAAUCAAAUAGAAUAAAUUAAACAAAAUAUU